Equus caballus (horse) is the source of this 2893-nucleotide messenger RNA. RefSeq names its product spermatogenesis associated 46 (gene SPATA46). Gene Ontology annotation, cellular component: nuclear membrane. Lineage: Eukaryota; Metazoa; Chordata; Mammalia; Perissodactyla; Equidae. Gene Ontology annotation, biological process: fertilization. The record is from RefSeq and is a predicted model, not a curated record.
ACACUAUGAAUAAAUAAGAGACAGGAAGACAACUCUGGGCUCUCGUGUGCCGAAGCUCACAUACUCACUCCACACACUGCAGAGGAGCCCACUGCUCCUCACGGAGCGGGCCAGCUCUUUCCCUCACAGCAUAAACACAUCCACAUUUAGAUCCAAAGCACUGCAUGUAACUAGUUGACACCUGUCGUGAGCACCUGGAGUGGGGCACCUUCCGCUUAUAUUCAAAGCAGCAUCAUCAGCUUUCACCCUGAUUCCACAUCUCUCUAGCGUGCUAGGUUGUUCCAUGACAAAAGUGAAGCAAAGAGAAGGGGCGACCUUGCCACUCUGGAGUCUGCAGUCUCACCAGCAAACUGCCUAUGAUGAGCAAAACAGUGUUGAGUAAGCCACCCAUUUGUGUUUUAGUCAUUUGCUAAAAAUAGCACCAACCAUUUAAAACAAUAUCUGGUCCCUAUUCUUAGGAAGUACACGUUGAAGUAUUUAGGCACAAAGGGACUUUACGUUUGUAACUUACCUUCAAAUAACUCAGAAAAAAAAAAUGUAUACACACACAGAGACAGAGAGAGGGAGGGAGUCGAUAAAGCAAAAUAGGUAGAAGAUUAACAAAUAGGAAAAUGUGGAUACAGGGCAAAUGGAUGUUUUUGUACUAAUUUUAUUUUUGCAACUUUUUAAUGUCUGAAAUUAUUUCCAAAGAAAAUGUAAAAAAUACACCUCAAACCAAAGAACAGAAACUAAAGCAAAACAACAAAAAUACCUGGCUCAGAGUUCAGGCAGAUGAUGGAGAAGGAAAGCAAGGAUGUCAUUCAGAGAAGACAGAGGUUCCCAGAGCUGGGGGGUGACAGCAAUGACACAGAAGAGUGACAGAGAAGAGCAAAGCGGGGCACACAGAUUGGGCCACUACCAAGUCUCUACUAUAUUCUUCCUUCUCUCUGGGUAUUCUCCAUCAAGGCAGGCCACUGAAGAAGGACAAGUCAAAACAAAAAUCUUUAAAAAACUUAAUCUUGCUUGCAACAGACUCCACCCAUCUUUGAAAGGGACAACCCAGCCAGUGAGUAGAAUCAUGUGACCUUCUUGUGAUGUCAACUGUGCUCAGAAUGUUUAUCGUCUGGACAACCCAACCAGCCUCUUGGCAGCAGGCGUGUGAUAUCCAUACUCUAUGGUCGGCAGACGAUGGAGAACUUCUCACUCCUCAGCAUCUCUGGACCUGGAAUCUCUUCCUGUGCCCUGAGCACUUUUCCUGAUACUAUGUCCUCACAUGCCACCAGCUUGCCAGACAUUGCUAAGGCUGCGUUACCCACGGAGGGGUCCAGCCCAGCACAGGCCCUGCCACCUCAGUACCAAAGCAGCGCUCUCCGGCACGGCGUGGUUAACACAGUGCUCUUACCAGACUGCAUCUUGGGGGACCCCCAGAAUGAGGAGCAGCUGAGACGGAACUGCAUUAUCUACCGGCCCUGGUUCUCCCCUUACAGCUACUUCGUAUGCAGGGACAAAGAGAGCCACCUGGAGGCCCACAGCUUCCCAGAGGUGCAGCGGGACGAGGGCAGCGGGGACAACUGCCUUCCCGAAGACAUGGCGGAAAGCAUCUGCUCAUCCUCUUCCUCUGCAGAGAACCCCUGCCCCCGAGAGGCCACCAAGAAAUCCAGGCACGGCCUGGACUCCAUGGACUCCAUCACGUCCCGGGACAUCCUAAUGGCCUCCAAGUGGCACCCAGCUCAGCAGAAUGGCUUCAAGUGCGCGGCCUGCUGCCGCAUGUACCCCACCCUGCACUCCCUCAAGAGCCACAUCAAAGGGGGCUUCAAGGAGGGCUUCAGCUGCAAGGUGUACUACCGUAAGCUCAAAACCCUCUGGAGCAAGGAGCAGAAGGCCCGGCCGGGAGACAGGCUCUCCUCCGGUAGCUGCCAGGCCUUCAAGCAGCCCUGAAGGAUGGUGGCAGCUGCCUUGUUAAAGUGGACCCCUCAGGUUAACAGGGGCUGAAGCCUAUUCAUGUCUCUAGAGAGAUGUCAAUAAACCGAAGUUAGUCACAGCCCUCUGUCAAGUCUGAGGUCACCCUGCACCACCUGCUAUCCCUCCCAGUCCUGAGUCCCCGUCCCCUUCCCCUUGGGCUAACAGUUGCUUAGCAACCCCAGGCCUACCCCCUCUUUUUUAUAAAGACAAUACCCAAACUUUGGUAAUAUCCUCCAAGACAGUGGUUCUCAAGGUGAGGUGUGCAGACCAGCAGUAUCAGUGUCCCUGGGGAACUUCUUAGGAAUGAAAUCCUCUGGCCUACUGAACCAGGACUCUGGGGGUGAGCCCCGCAAUCUGUGUUCUAACCAGCCCUGCAGGUGAUGCUGACGCAGCUCAAGUCUGAGAGCUACAGCCCUAAGAUCCUGGCCUUCUUGCUGGUCCCCUGGGACCAGUCCUUGCCCCGGCUCCCCCCACAAACACUACGGGAGAGCUCACUGAGGGCAGAGGGUUGAAUGUCCUUUCCUAUCAGCAUGGGGAAGGUUCUAUUUGCAGAGCCUCUGCAGUUUGACAGCUCCUUAGAUGUCAGAGCUUCUGAGGGGUGGAAGCGGGGGACGACAUACCCUAGCACAAGGCAGAGAAGAGGCAAAGAGGGUGGGGACCCAUUCCUGCCACCUAUACCACAGUCCCUCACUUGGAAGGGGCACCUCUGGCUGAAGCAGAACAGAAUCAUUUUUGACCCAGGGGCAUCUUUAUACAGCUGUGUUGAGUCAUGUCAAAACGGGCAGGGAAACAUGUGAAAACAGCACUUUCCGUCACCAAGUAACGUCCCAGCCCUGAUUCUCAUUCCAUUUCUGAGCAAACUUCACUGCCAGCUCUGACCCAGAAAAACAGGUGAGUAUCAGGGAUGCAGCAAGGACCUCUGCUUUGCCCAUUAUGUGGUUAAAAAAAAAAA